UAGAUUUGCUUUUAUUAAAAUUUGUUAAUUUCAGAUAAUCUCUUGAGAUUGAAAAUGCCGUUCGUCAAGGUUGUGAAGAACAAGGCUUACUUCAAGAGAUACCAGGUUAAGUUCAGGAGGCGUAGGGAGGGAAAGACCGACUACUUUGCCAGGAAGCGUCUUGUCAUCCAGGACAAGAACAAGUAUAAUACGCCCAAGUACAGGCUUAUCGUGAGGUCAUCAAACACCGAUAUCUGCUGCCAGAUCGCGUAUGCUCGUCUUGAGGGAGACUACAUUGUGUCCGCUGCCUACUCUCAUGAGCUCCCACAGUACGGAGUUAAGGUUGGUCUGACCAACUACGCUGCUGCCUACUGUACCGGUCUGCUCUUGGCCAGGAGAGUUCUCCAGAAGUUCAACCUUGACAAAAUGUAUCAGGGCGCUUCAGAAAUCAACGGAGAUUACUUCUGUGUAGAGGAUCAGGAUGAUGGUCCCGGAGCCUUCAGGUGUUGUCUGGAUGUUGGUCUUGCCAGGACCUCUACCGGAGCUAAGGUAUUCGCUGCCAUGAAGGGAGCUGUCGACGGAGGUCUGGACAUUCCUCACUCUGUGAAACGUUUCCCCGGAUACGACAACGAGGAGAAGUCUCUGAAUGCUGAGGUUCAUAGGAACCACAUCUUCGGACUUCACGUUGCCGAGUACAUGAAGCACUUACAGGAGGAAGAGGAGGAAACCUACAAGAAGCAGUUCUCCAGGUUCAUCAAGAACGGAAUUAACGCAAAUAACAUUGAGGAAAUGUACAAGAAGGCUCACGCCGCCAUCCGUGCUAACCCUACCCACAAGGCUCCCGUCAAGAAGUCCAUCACCAAGAAGAGGCAUAACGCUAAGAAGAUUGGUCUGGCCGCCAGGAAGGCGAAGAUUGCCAAGGCAAAGGAGGAGUUCUUGUCCCAGAUCGAGGCACAGAAGGAGUAAAUAUUGUUUCUGGAUCCUGGUAUCUAGAAGUUUUAACAGUUAAAACUGUUUCAGAUAUCAUGAAGGAGUGUUCAUAACGGAAAGAUGAGAGCUGAAGAGGAUUGGAUUGAAACCUUGAGCUAACCAUGGUUGAUGUAUACAGAAACGAUUGUGUCGGGAGAAGAAACUUAUCUCGUAUAGAAGUAAACCCUUGAGCAGUACUACCGAUCUGGACUGGAAGGCUUUCGGACAAAGCUGAAACUAUUACCUAAUUAUCAGUCACAGGAUUCAUCCGAGACUGUACUAGACAGGAUGAUGUGCGUGAGUGGUAUGAACUGAGGAAGAUUGGCUGAACACAGAUUUAUUGCAACUAAAAAGUUUCAUAACGACAAUAUUAAAUCAAGUUUAUUUUCAGAUUUUUUCUCUAAAGAAAAGAUGAGAGCAAAGUGGAGGAAGAAGCGUAUGCGCAGGCUAAAGAGGAAAAGGAGGAAGAUGAGGGCACGUUCCAAGUAGACUACUUGCUCCACCUCUCUAACGCUCUGUCCGUGUUCUAUGUGUUGAUCAUGAGCUGAACGUCCCGAGGGAUGUGUUCAGAUUUCUCCCGGAUUUGUCUUGCGGCUGUCUCCGGUCUGGUCUGUUCACAGCGGAUCCUGAUAUUCUCACGAAUGUUACCUGAUCUGUUAAUAAAUACUAAAAUCACAAA
Eurytemora carolleeae is the source of this 1627-nucleotide messenger RNA. RefSeq names its product 60S ribosomal protein L5 (gene RpL5). Gene Ontology annotation, molecular function: 5S rRNA binding; structural constituent of ribosome. NCBI's taxonomy places the organism in Eukaryota, Metazoa, Arthropoda, Copepoda, Calanoida, Temoridae. Bases 55 to 945 code for a protein of 296 amino acids. The transcript has 8 exons. Gene Ontology annotation, biological process: translation; ribosomal large subunit assembly. Gene Ontology annotation, cellular component: cytosolic large ribosomal subunit; ribosome. The record is from RefSeq and is a predicted model, not a curated record.